Messenger RNA from Melopsittacus undulatus (budgerigar), 1389 nucleotides. RefSeq names its product CTD nuclear envelope phosphatase 1 (gene CTDNEP1). The record is from RefSeq and is a predicted model, not a curated record. Lineage: Eukaryota; Metazoa; Chordata; Aves; Psittaciformes; Psittaculidae. The coding region runs from base 152 to 886 and encodes 244 amino acids. Gene Ontology annotation, molecular function: phosphoprotein phosphatase activity. The transcript has 8 exons.
ACCCCCGGCGGCGGCAGCAGCAGCAGCACCGGCGGCGAGCGGCGGCGCCGCCGUUAACCGGCCGCUCGCCCCGCCCCUUCCGUGACGUCACUUCCGCCGUGCGGCCUCCCCGUGAGGCCUGCGUGGCCUCCCCCCCGGGGGGGGCCCGGGGAUGAUGCGGAGCCAGUGCCUGCUGGGCAUGCGCGGGUUUGUGGCCUUCGCCGCCCGGCUCUGGAGCUUCGUGCUCUACCUGAUGCGGCGGCACGUGCGGACGGUGAUCCAGUACCAGACCGUGCGCUAUGAUGUCCUCCCAUUGUCCCCCAUCUCCAGGAACCGUCUAAACCAGGUCAAGAGGAAGAUCCUGGUGCUGGACCUGGAUGAGACCCUGAUCCAUUCCCACCAUGAUGGGGUCCUGCGCCCCACGGUGCGGCCGGGGACCCCCCCGGACUUCAUUCUCAAGGUUGUCAUUGACAAGCACCCAGUGAGGUUCUUCGUGCACAAGAGGCCGCACGUGGAUUUCUUCUUGGAGGUGGUGAGCCAAUGGUACGAGCUGGUUGUGUUCACGGCCAGCAUGGAGAUCUACGGCAGCGCCGUGGCCGACAAGCUGGACAACAACCGCUGCAUCCUCAGCCGGCGCUACUACCGCCAGCACUGCACGCUGGAGCUGGGCAGUUACAUCAAGGACCUGUCCGUGGUGCACAGUGACCUCUCCAGCAUCGUCAUCCUCGACAACUCCCCCGGCGCCUACCGCAGCCACCCAGACAACGCCAUCCCCAUCAAGUCCUGGUUCAGUGACCCCAGUGACACGGCGCUGCUCAACCUCCUGCCUAUGUUGGAUGCCUUGAGGUUCACCGCUGACGUCCGCUCCGUGCUGAGCCGGAACCUGCACCAGCACCGGCUGUGGUGACACCGACCCCCCCCCCCCUUUAACGGACAGUGCCAGCGUCCCCCCCUUUAUCUCCAUACCCCCCAUCACCCCCCCUCCAUCCACAAUGGACUCUUCCUGCGCCUUCGGAACCCCCCCCCAUGGGGGGGGAUGGACUCUGCGCUAAGAGGGGGGGGUUAAAGCGACCCCGCGCACCCCAAAUCGGUGCUUUGGGGGGGGGGGGCGGGGCAAAGACCCCUCCCCCACUGUGGACACGGACAUUAAGGGGGGGAUCCCCCCCCCGUUUUGUUUUUAAAAGACCUUGGUCCCACCCGCGCUGUUCUCGGCCUGUCUGUGCUAUGGGGGGAGACCCCCUUAAUACGGGGGGGGUCUUGGGACCCCCCGAAACCGCUUUAAACAGCGGAUAUUGGGGGGGGUCCCUUUAACACCCCCCCACUACGGUAAUGGUUCAGUCCAUGCCUUCGCCUUGGCCACGCCCCCCGGGGAGGGUCACGUGGUGGCAGUGUUUACCUCCGCGCCGCGCC